CAUCUCCCAGUCGCUUUCGCUCUUUACAGUGAACAGCGUAGCAAUUACCAGAGAUAGAAAGACAGACACAAAAACAAAAUGCUCCAUUUCUUCUUUUUUAUUCUCUCCUUCAAACCCCCUUAGUCAGUGAAGUACUCUUCACUCCUCCAUUUUCUUUCCUCAUAAGCUUCUUCUUCUACACUUCUCUCUCAAUCCUCCACUUAACUUAUUAGCUACUUACUUGGAUCUGUUUGAACCCAGAAAAUUGAAUUACUGGUCGGAACCCUCCACUAAAUUCUGUUGGAAUCUUCAAUUUUUCUGCAUUUGAAUGUUUUACUUGUUGAUUACAUAUACAUCUCAGUCUUAGAAUUAGCAAAUGGGUUUUGUACGGACACAAAUUUUGAUUUUUGUGGGGAUCUUCCUCUUUCACCUUGUGUGUUCAUACCCAACACCACCCAUGAACUGUACGGACACUACACGCCUGUGCACAUCGUAUUUGGCCUUCAGGCCUCAAGAGAACCAGACCCUUGCGGUGAUCCAGAGCAUGUUCGACGUAUUGCCUGGUGAUAUCACUGUUGAAGGGAACAACCAUGGCUAUGUGUUUAUCAAGAAAAAUUGCUCGUGUUUGUCAACUACCAAGAACUAUGCGACUAAUACCACAUUUACAGUUAAAUCGAAUGAGGGGAAUGUGCAUGAUAUGGUGUUGGGGGCCUAUUAUGGUCUUGCUAUUGUGCCUAAUACUGCAAGGAAGGCAAAGGUCGGUGCUGUGGUGUCAUUGAGGCUGUUCUGUGGUUGUUCAAGCGGCCUGUGGAAUUACUUGAUGAGUUAUGUGAUGAUGGAGGGGGACACUUUGGGGUCAUUAGCAAGUCGAUUUGGGGUCAGCAUGGAUAUCAUUGAGAAAGUCAAUGGGAUUUACAAUCCUGAUAAUGUCACUGUGGGUGACCUGUACUAUAUACCCUUGAAUUCAGUUCCUGGUGAGCCUUAUCCCGUGGAAAUUGGCAGUCCCCCUGCACCUGGUCCUGCUCCUCCACCUUCUGUUGACAGUUUUUCAGCAGAUUAUGUAAAUCAUAAAGCUCAUGUGCCCUACGGAUGGAUCUUAGGAAGUUCAGGCUUUGCUCUUGCUUUUAUCGUGUUAAGCGUGGCUCUUUGCAUCUUCUUGAGGAGGUCAUGCUGCUUCACUGAAGUCGAAAGAAAGCAUGCGAAAGAUCUUGAUGGCAAGAGUUCACAUAAGUUUCAUAUUCUUCCGAAGCCUAGUUUCUGUUGUGCUUCAGGGAGGUACAUGUGCUGCAAGGCUGGGGAUGUAAAGCAAACCAAUGGGGACUCUAGCAACCAUCAGAUUACUAUUCCCAAAGCUCUAGGUGCUGAUGUGUUUGAUAUGGAGAAGCCUGUGGUUUUUACCUAUGAUGAAAUUACUUUUGCAACUGAUGAGUUCUCUGAUUCGAGGCUCCUUGGUCAUGGAACAUAUGGUUCUGUGUAUUUUGGCCUCCUUCGUGACCAGGAAGUUGCUAUUAAAAGAAUGACAGCCACAAAAACUAAAGAAUUUAUGUCAGAGAUGAAAGUCAUGUGUAAGGUUCAUCAUACAAAUCUGGUAGAAUUGAUCGGCUAUGCAGCUAGUGAUGAUGAACUUUUCCUCAUCUGUGAAUAUGCACAGAAGGGCUCUCUUAAAAGUCACUUACACGAUCCUCAGAACAAGGGUCAUACAUCACUUUCGUGGAUCAUGAGGAUUCAGAUUGCACUUGAUGCAGCUAGGGGUCUUGAAUACAUCCAUGAACACACUAGAACUCAUUAUGUUCAUCGAGAUAUCAAGACAAGCAAUAUCUUACUUGAUGGUGCCUUCAGGGCUAAGAUUUCAGAUUUUGGUUUGGCAAAACUAGUUGGAAAAACUUGUGAUGGAGAAGCAUCAACAACUAAAGUUGUUGGCACAUAUGGUUAUCUGGCUCCUGAAUACUUGAGCAAUGGCCUUGCUACAACUAAGAGUGAUGUGUAUGCAUUUGGUGUAGUUCUCUUUGAAAUUAUAUCUGGACGAGAGGCUAUCAUACGGACAGAGGGCAUGACAAUGAAAAAUCCUGAAAGACGCUCACUGGCAUCCAUUAUGUUGGCAGCACUGAGGAGCACACCUGACUCCAUGAGCAUUUCGAGCAUGAAAGAUUACAUUGACCCAAAUAUGAUGGAUUUAUAUCCCCAUGAUUGUUUAUACAAGAUGAGUAUGCUGGCAAAACAAUGCGUGGACGAUGACCCCAUCCUUCGUCCAGACAUGAAGCAAGUCGUGAUUUCGUUGUCACAGAUCCUUCUGUCGUCUGUCGAAUGGGAAGCAACCCUUGCUGGGAACAGUAUGGUCUUCAGUGGCCUUGUCCAAGGGAGAUAGCUUUUUUUGGUGUUAGCCUUUCUGAAUCUAUUCUAUUCUGAAUCUAUUCUUUAAGGAAUCCUUUUCUUGCCUGGAAAUAUUUUAAUGUACACGGCGAGGAUAUGGUCGUGGAUAGGCGAGGUUGCAGUUUGUAAUACUAGUAAAACCUUUUUUGAGAGUAUACAGUUUGUACAUCUUCUGUGGUUGCGAACUAAUAUGAAGUUCAAUAUUUGAUUUU
This is a messenger RNA of Tripterygium wilfordii, 2561 nucleotides long. RefSeq names its product lysM domain receptor-like kinase 3. NCBI's taxonomy places the organism in Eukaryota, Viridiplantae, Streptophyta, Magnoliopsida, Celastrales, Celastraceae. The transcript is spliced from 11 exons. Gene Ontology annotation, biological process: innate immune response; protein phosphorylation. Gene Ontology annotation, molecular function: transmembrane receptor protein kinase activity; ATP binding. The record is from RefSeq and is a predicted model, not a curated record. The coding region runs from base 356 to 2344 and encodes 662 amino acids.